Ficedula albicollis (Collared flycatcher) is the source of this 530-nucleotide messenger RNA. It is a transcript of the gene S100A16, whose product is annotated as S100 calcium binding protein A16. Bases 136 to 456 code for a protein of 106 amino acids. Gene Ontology annotation, molecular function: calcium ion binding. Gene Ontology annotation, cellular component: nucleus; perinuclear region of cytoplasm. NCBI's taxonomy places the organism in Eukaryota, Metazoa, Chordata, Aves, Passeriformes, Muscicapidae. The transcript has 3 exons. The record is from RefSeq and is a predicted model, not a curated record.
AGGAGGGACAGGAGGAGGGACAAUCCAGAGCAGGCAGGACGGGACCCUGAGCCGGGCUCGGGGAGGCUCAGACUCGGCAGGCCGGGACCUGUUCCCUGCUCUCCUGUGAAGCAACAGGAGGGCUGGCUGGCCACCAUGGGCGAGUGCACGGACCUGGAAUGGGCCGUGCAGGUGCUGGUGAACAACUUUGACAAGUACUCGAGCCGCUGCUGCUGCUGCAAGAACCCGCGGCGCAUCAGCAAGAAGGAUUUCCGGAAGAUGCUCAGCCGCGAGCUCAACCACAUGCUGACGGACACCGGGAACCGCCGCGCCGCCGAUAAACUCAUCUGCGACCUGGAUGAGAACAAGGACGGGCGCAUCAGCUUCGAGGAGUACUGGACCUUGAUAGGCGGCAUCGCCAGCCCCAUCGCGCAGAUCAUCCGCCAGCAGGAGCAGAGCGUCAAAUUCACCAAGUAGCGCCGGCUGGAACCUCCCCGGAGCCGCCCCCGCUCCUCCCCGAGCCCCCCCGGGCACCCACCAGCAGGAUUUGG